Messenger RNA from Peronospora belbahrii, 1302 nucleotides. The record is from the annotation of a GenBank genome assembly. NCBI's taxonomy places the organism in Eukaryota, Oomycota, Peronosporomycetes, Peronosporales, Peronosporaceae.
AUGCCUGGUCUAGUCAACCUUCCGAAAAAACGUCAACAAGAAUUAACCGAGAUGGCCGAUCGCGUGGUUGCCGAGACGCUUUGUGCGUACGAACACUUUAUUGCAAAUAAUCGACAGGUAGACCUUUGUCUAUGGAAGCAUGUCAAGUCCCGUGAAAAGGUUCAUGUGUAUCGCACCCGGCGUUCCGAUUCCAAGCUACAUGACGAUAUGAAUGAAAAACAACCAAGUCGACCACGCUUGUUGUCAAUUAAUACGGUAGAGCAGCAACAACGAGAAGCGAAUGCAGCAGGCCGACCGCACGGGUUCAGCCCUGACGAAGAAGAUGAUGCAACUAUACAAGUCGUAGAAAAUUCUGCUAGCAGUAACUCGCAGCAGUCUGCACUUACACAGAGCUCAUCGAGUGAUUGUGGUUCCUUCUCGUUUUUUCCUGAAGAAAGCGUGCUUGAGAAAGCUAAGCCAACGAGUGUCCCGUUAGUUGUAGCGAUUGGCAUGAUUGACGGAUCUGUGGAAGACGUGGCGUUCGGAUCACUUGCACACACAGAUGAAGCUUGGCUUGAGCGCAACUUUUACGUGAAAAACGACGGCUUUGAUGUUCGUAAAGUGUUGGCGUCAUUCCAGCUACCGAGUGAAGAAGAUCCAUUUCGAUACGUCGGCAUCAAGUGGGCCACCCGUGAACUCGUCGCCUUUGCCUCUCGACGCGAUAUUUUGUUUAUGGAGUCAUCGGGUAUCGCGUUGGACUCGGAUGGCGAGCGAGUAUAUUACACUCUUGCUCACUCGAUCGAGCUGGACGAAUGCCCGUUACCCUCCGAUCGGCUCGACAUCGUUCGUAUAAAUAUGUCAUGCUGCUACAUCAUGCGCCAGACUUCCGAUACGCAGAUCGAAGUGUACGCUCGAGGAUAUGCUGACAUGGGCGGUAACUUGCCAGCAAUUUUUGGAAUGAGCGUGUUCGCACAGGGUGUUGUCGAUGUCGUGGGCAUUGUCGAAGCCUCAUAUCUUAAAAAACUUGCGUGGCAGAUAUCUCGCUACCGUUCGAGUGACAAUCUACCCCAACAGAACAAGGAGUGUUGUGUGUGCGGCAAAAGCAUUAAAAGACUCGGCAGCCUUAUAGUGAGAGGAGGCAGUUGUGCAAUAUGCCGGCACAUGAUCUGCCAGAAGUGCAGCGUGGAAAAGAAGCUGGUUUUGGACGCCAAAGAAGACUUCCAACAUCAAUUCACAUUCUGCGUCUCGUGUGUGAUUGAGUCCCGAAAGAUGUCGGCUUGGGACGUCGCUAUUGCGCAGCUUAAGACCAAGCAAAAGAAGUAA